UGGAUAUUGGUUUUCAAGGUCUUUGAGACAGUGCGUCAUUUUUGAAAGUAGGGGUACUCUGUUGUAGGUUUCUUUAUUCUCUCUCUCCAUACCCUUUUCUGUUGUCUGUUGCGUUUUAUAUUAAAUAAUUGAAAUGUGUAUGUUAUUAGGUCGAUCAACUUCCUUUAUUUCAAAAACCAUUCAAGUGAGUAGAACAUUCAGUUCAAGUUGUAAGUUAGCGUCCAAUGUAUACUAUACCAAAAAGCACGAAUGGAUCAAGAUUAAUGGUGAUGUUGGGAUUGUAGGAAUUUCUAAAUAUGCAGAACAGAAGCUGGGUGAUAUAGUGUAUGUCGAGUUACCUGCUGUUGGAGACAAGAUCAAUGUUGACGAUCAAUGUGCCGUAGUCGAAUCAGUCAAAGCUGUUAGUGAAGUUUACUCUCCAGUGUCAGGUACCGUAAUUGAAGUCAAUCCAGAUGUUGAGAAAAAUACGAAAAUAAUCAAUAAAUCCCCUUCCGAUAAAGGCUGGCUUUUCAAGCUUCAGCUUUCAGACCUAUCGCAAAUCAAAGACCUUUUAUCUGAAGAAAAUUAUAGUGAAUUUUUAACCUCUGAGUCUUGAUGAUGGAACUGAUUCUUUAGUCCACUUCCCUAGGCACUACGAAUUUCCACUGUUUGUAUUUUGAGCAAUAAAAUGUAUGACAAAAAAA
Schistosoma turkestanicum is the source of this 683-nucleotide messenger RNA. The record is from the annotation of a GenBank genome assembly. NCBI's taxonomy places the organism in Eukaryota, Metazoa, Platyhelminthes, Trematoda, Strigeidida, Schistosomatidae.